CUCGGGGGGCCAUGCCGGGCGGCGGGGCCGGGCUGCGGCGGGCGCUGCUGGGAGCGUGGCGGGCGGCGGGAGGCGCCGGGAGCCCCGCGGCCAUGUCCUCCCAGUCUCACUGGUUGACGACAGAGGAAAGGAACCAAGUUUUACUGGAUCUCAAAGCUUCAGGCUGGACUGAGCUGGGAGAAAGAGAUGCCAUCUACAAGRAGUUCAAUUUCAAAAAUUUUAAUCAGGCUUUUGGAUUUAUGACACGUGUUGCUCUGCAAGCAGAGAAGAUGAAUCACCACCCAGAAUGGUUUAAUGUCUACAGCAAGGUUCAGAUAACUCUGAUUUCCCACGACUGCGGUGGGCUGACCAAGAGAGACGUGAAGCUGGCUCAGUUUAUUGACAAAGCUGCUGCCUCAGUUUAACCAGGAUGURAAUAGCUUUAAUGCAGUGUCCAUCAAUAUUUUGUGUUUAAAUGGUAUCCCUCCUUCCUUGUAAUCUUGAUUACMAAAACCCCUACAGAAAACAUAUUUUGUAAAAAGAGUGGCUUGGCUUUUCUGACCUUCAAGACCUUCGUCUUGAGACCCCUCUGGUUGCCUGUGCUUGUUCUUUCCCAUUGCUGGCUCUGCAGGAGGAUGUAGCAGAUAAACCAGCAAUAAAUAAGGUUUGAACAGUCCCUUUUUUAGAAACUAAGCUGAACUGGAGUGAAAUCAGGAGCCUACCCAUGUGUGUUGGUGUUCCCCAAGCCCACGGGAAUUGGUGGCAGCUGCCAUAUGAGCUUGCCCCAUGCCUGGUCACCUUCCUCCUAUAGAUUUAUACAUCUCUGCACUUCAAACAGUGUAAGAGCAGCCCAGCCAGGUCAGUCCCCUCUGGUUUGGUACCACCAUCUCUGCCAGUGACCAGUGACAAGAGCAAGGCACACUGGGGAGAGCAGARCAAGCUGCUGCUGUUGUGUCUGUGGAGUUGCAGCUCAACUGGCAGGAACAGCUGUAUCCAGUGUUGCUGCUUGAAAACCUUUCCCCAUCUGAGAGCACAGAAUCACAUAACUGCAGACUGGUUUGGAUUGGAAGGAGCCUUAAAGCUCAUCUCAUUUCAGCCCCCUGCUGCGGGCAGUGUCACCUUCCACUAUUCCAGUUUGCUUCAAGCCACAUCCAGCCUGGCUUGGACACUCCCAGGUGCAGGUCUGCAUCUUGCAAUUGCCAAGAACUUUAGCUGUGGUACCACAGGUACAACAAAGUCUUGGUGAGCUCCCAGCACUCACACCAUUAAAUGAAGCAGGCMCUCUGGUGCUUGGCCAGGUCAGUGCUCAGCACCCUGCAGGACUGAGCCACUAUUUGUGUUGUGGUGCUCUGGUACCUGCUGGAGCAGGGUGGCAGUGGCUUGGCCAAGCACCCAGAGCCCCAGCCAGGUGAAGGAAGCAGCAUUAGCAGGAUUCUUGCUAAGCUGACCUAGACUGAAGCUAUGCUCACCCUUUUUAUUUUGUAGCUACAAUCACUCAUUGCAAACAUCAUUGCAAGAGUUGCAGAUCCCACUGACAACAUUUAAAAUAAUUCCUUCCGUGGUUUGAAGUCUUCAUUUUUAUCCUGUGAUGCUCCCCGAGACAGAUUUGCAGUGCUGGCAGGGAGAUUUCAUCCUGCUGAAGGCUGCCCUCACCCCGCAAUCCCUGCACCGAGUGUCCCCAGCGUGCUCCGUCCUGCCCUGCCCUGGAUGGGACACUGACACCUCUGAAAUGCCAGACGGUGUUGCUCAGAUGACACACAGCCACCAGCUACCCAGAAGUGAGAUACAGGAGUGCCAAAAUCUAUAUCGGGGGUACGUGCGAGGUGUGUGGUCUCUUAGAUAUUUUGGGAUGCGAAAUGCCACGAACUGCCACCCAAGUGUUCGUGUCGAUAAAAUAAGAAAGAUAUUUUUUGUAAAUCCUUAGCAAACACACCGUCACGUGCUGAUUGGUCACACACAGGAAGCAAGAUGUUGGGGUUUAUUGUCAGUAACCCUACUUGGGAUAUCAAGUUAAUACCCAAAAAGACCCAAAUUCAGCCUACGUGCUCAGCUGUUCUUUUCUCACAAGUGCCUUUCCCCAGUGAAGUGGAGGAUUUCCCUGAUAUGGUUUGAAAAUGGUCACUGUUGUGAAGAGCGAAUAAAACUAAAACAAACAASCAGGCUGUGAUGUCUCCUGUUACUGGUGGGGAAGUGAAACGAGCUUCACCCAAAGUUUUGACAAUGUCUCUAAUGAACUGUGAAAAGUCUGUUGUUCAGAAUUGAUAUAUAACGCGUGGRCUUUGAAUAAAACCAAUAAAAUCAAA
Messenger RNA from Malurus melanocephalus (red-backed fairy wren), 2282 nucleotides. RefSeq names its product pterin-4 alpha-carbinolamine dehydratase 2 (gene PCBD2). Gene Ontology annotation, biological process: tetrahydrobiopterin biosynthetic process. The transcript is spliced from 4 exons. Gene Ontology annotation, molecular function: 4-alpha-hydroxytetrahydrobiopterin dehydratase activity. Lineage: Eukaryota; Metazoa; Chordata; Aves; Passeriformes; Maluridae. The coding region runs from base 12 to 404 and encodes 130 amino acids. The record is from RefSeq and is a predicted model, not a curated record.